Molecule: messenger RNA, 2492 nt
Organism: Cuculus canorus (common cuckoo)
Lineage: Eukaryota; Metazoa; Chordata; Aves; Cuculiformes; Cuculidae
Gene: GYS1
Product: glycogen synthase 1
Exons: 17
Coding region: 124-2187 (687 amino acids)
Biological process (GO): glycogen biosynthetic process
Cellular component (GO): cytoplasm
Molecular function (GO): alpha-1,4-glucan glucosyltransferase (UDP-glucose donor) activity
Source: RefSeq, a predicted model, not a curated record
GCCCGGGCGGACGGGGGCCGGGAGGGGUCAGUGCGCGCUCGGCUGCGGGAACGCGGAGAGGUCCCCCUUGUUCUUGGGGUGACCUCCCUCGUUUUUGGGGUGCCCCCCCCCUUUCCAGGCGCGAUGCCGCUGGCGCGCAGCGUCUCGGUGAGCUCCCUGCCGGGGCUGGAAGAAUGGGGGGGCCCCGGGGCCCCCGAUAACGUCGUCCUCUUCGAGGUGGCCUGGGAGGUGGCCAACAAAGUGGGCGGCAUCUACACGGUGCUGCAGACGAAGGCGCGCGUGACGGCCGACGAGUGGGGCGAGAGCUACGUCCUGGUGGGCCCCUACGUGGAGAGCAGCGUCCGCACCCAAGUGGAGCUCCUGGAGCCGCCGCAGCCCGCCCUGCGCCGCACCCUCGCCGCCAUGAACGCCCAGGGCUGCAAGGUGCACUUUGGGCGCUGGCUGAUCGAGGGGAGCCCCGCGGUGGUGCUGCUCGACGUGGGGGCCACGGCCUGGAGCCUCGAGCGCUGGAAGGGGGAGCUGUGGGAGAGCUGCGCCAUCGGCGUCCCCUGGUACGACCGCGAGGCCAACGACGCCGUCCUCUUCGGCUUCCUCGUCGCCUGGUUCCUCGGCGAGUUUGCGGCGCAGAGCGAGGAGCGGCCGUUCAUCGUGGGGCACUUCCACGAGUGGUUGGCGGGGUUGGGGCUGGUGCUGAGCCGCGCGCGCCGCCUGCCCGUGGCCACCAUCUUCACCACCCACGCCACCCUCCUCGGGCGCUACCUCUGCGCCGGCAGCGUCGACUUCUACAACAACCUCCACAGCUUCGACGUGGACAAGGAGGCGGGGGAGCGGCAGAUCUACCACCGGUACUGCCUGGAGCGCGCGGCCGCGCACUGCGCCCACGUCCUCACCACCGUCUCCCACGUCACCGCCGCCGAGGCCGAGCACCUCCUCAAACGCAAACCCGACCUGGUGACGCCCAACGGCCUCAACGUCCGCAAGUUCUCGGCGAUGCACGAGUUCCAGAACCUUCACGCCCAGAGCAAAGCCCGCGUCCAGGAGUUCGUCCGAGGACACUUCUAUGGGCAUUUGGACUUUGAUUUGGACAAAACGCUCUUCUUCUUCAUCGCGGGGCGCUAUGAGUUCUCCAACAAAGGCGCCGAUAUCUUCCUGGAGGCGUUGGCGCGGCUCAACUAUCUGCUGAGGGUGAACGGCAGCGAGGUGACGGUGGUGGCGUUCUUCAUCAUGCCGGCGCGCACCAACAACUUCAACGUGGAGUCGCUGAAGGGCCAGGCCGUGCGCAAGCAGCUCUGGGACACAGCCAACGCAGUCAAGGAGAAGUUUGGGAAGAAGCUCUAUGAGUCCCUGCUGGUGGGGAACCUCCCAGACAUGAACAAAAUGUUGGACAGGGAGGAUUUUACCAUGAUGAAAAGGGCCAUUUUCGCCACCCAGCGGCAGUCGUUCCCCCCCGUGUGCACCCACAACAUGUUGGACGACGCCACGGACCCGAUCCUCACCACCAUCCGCCGCAUCGGGCUCUUCAACAGCAGUAACGACCGCGUCAAGAUCAUCUUCCACCCCGAGUUCCUGUCGUCCACGAGCCCUCUCCUUCCGGUGGAUUACGAGGAGUUCGUCCGCGGGUGUCACCUCGGGGUGUUCCCCUCCUACUAUGAGCCCUGGGGGUACACCCCGGCGGAGUGCACGGUGAUGGGGAUCCCCAGUGUCUCCACCAACCUUUCGGGGUUCGGCUGUUUCAUGGAGGAGCACAUCGCCGACCCCUCCGCCUACGGGAUUUACAUCGUGGACCGUCGGUUCCGGGCGCCGGAGGAGUCGUGCGCUCAACUCACCGCCUUCCUCUACGGCUUCUGCCAGCAGAGCCGGCGCCAGCGCAUCGUCCAACGCAACCGCACCGAGCGCCUCUCCGACCUCCUCGACUGGAAGUACCUGGGCAGGUACUACACCUUCGCGCGGCGCAUGGCUCUGGCCAAGGCCUUUCCCGAGAGCUUCACCUACGAACCCCCUGAAGCGGCUGCUGGUUUCCGGUACCCCCGCCCCGCCUCGGUGCCCCCCUCGCCCGCGCUCUCGCGCCUCUCGAGCCCCCGGCACAGCGACGAAGAGGAUGAGCGCUACGAUGAGGAAGAAGAGGCCGCCAAGGACAGAGCCAACAUCCGCCGCCCCCCGAGUCCCCCCGGGCUCCCCAAGAACUGAGACCCACGGAAUAUGUGGGGCAGACCCACGGCGAGGUGGGGGGGAACCCCCACAGCAGGGAAAAAAGAAACCACAACACCCCCCUGGGGAGGGGAUGUGGGGCGCCCCCCCCCCCCACUUUUCUCCAGCCCCACAGCGCUUUUGCUCAGGCUCAGCCCCACAGAAUUCAGGGGGGUGGGGGGGCUAUGGGGCAGCCCCACAUCUGCCUUCCUCCCCCAUCUCAGCCCCAUUUCAGAGUGCCUGGGGUCAGCCCCACAGCGAUGGGGGGGGGGCUAUGGGGCAGCCCCACAUUUUCUCCUCAUCAC